AAAGAUGCUAACAGGUCACGGGAGGUCCGACACUUGUUGCCAAUCAAGCUGAGCAAAGGCUGCAGUGUGGGGAGAUAGAGCGAGUUAAAGUUUAACCUGAGCCGAUUGUUAAACAGUCGCCCGGCUGAACCUUUGGAUUUUUGAUAUGAUGAUUACAGAAUAACAUUGGUGACACGUCGCAAACCUCAUCAUAAUCAAGGAGGAUUUUUCCGGGCGCUGAUCUCUGAAAUUGCUCAGGACAAGAUGGUGCACAGCCACACGAAGUUAACUCAGGGAGAUAGAGGCAGCUGCAUGUUCUGAUUGCCAUGGAGAUGAUGAUGACGGUGAUGGCUACUUCUGAGGCCUGGCCAGCAGCUGGGCUGAAGUCACUGAGGAUGGCAGUAUCCUUAUACCUAAUCCUUCUUCUCAUAUCCCACUUCUCCCUCAGCCCACACUCUCUUCUGAUUUACAAGCCAUAGAUGAUUGAGCACCUCUAAUUAUCCUGAUUUAUUUUGCUGAUAAUCACACACAAUGGAAUCAAAUCAAAAAAACGGGGAUGGAUUGACCGGAACUCAAAAAGAAGCAACUUUACGUGCAUUGAUUCAGCGCACAGGAUAUAGCUUGGUACAGGAAAAUGGGCAAAGAAAAUAUGGGGGUCCCCCUCCAGGAUGGGAAGGCCCACCUCCUGAGAGGGGCUGCGAGAUUUUUAUUGGCAAAUUACCACGGGAUCUUUACGAAGAUGAACUUGUACCAGUUUUGGAAAAAAUCGGAAAAAUAUACGAAUUACGGAUGAUGAUGGACUUUAAUGGCAAUAAUAGAGGAUACGCCUUUGUACUGUUUACCAAUAGACAAGAUGCCAAGAAUGCAAUUAAACAGCUUAAUAAUUAUGAAAUAAGAAAUGGCCGACUCUUGGGUGUGUGCGCAAGUGUAGACAAUUGCCGGCUAUUUGUCGGUGGGAUUCCAAAAACAAAGCGAAGGGAUGAAAUUUUGGCUGAAAUGAAGAAGGUUACGGAAGGAGUCGUUGAUGUCAUUGUGUACCCUAGUGCAGCAGACAAGACCAAAAAUCGGGGCUUUGCCUUUGUGGAAUAUGAUAGUCAUCGGGCCGCAGCUAUGGCAAGGCGUAAAUUGUUACCAGGAAGGAUUCAAUUAUGGGGACAUCCAAUAGCAGUGGAUUGGGCUGAACCGGAGGUUGAAGUUGAUGAAGAAACAAUGUCAUCAGUCAAAAUUUUAUACGUACGUAAUCUUAUGCUACCAACCAGCGAAGAAGCAAUUGAAAAGGAAUUUAAUAGCAUCAAACCAGGCACAGUUGAAAGAGUCAAGAAAAUCCGAGAUUAUGCGUUUGUUCACUUUGUUACCCGAGAAGAUGCGAUUAAUGCCAUGAACAGGAUGAAUGGAAAGGUGUUGGAUGGCUCUCCAAUUGAGGUCACGUUGGCCAAGCCUGUGGAUAAGGACAGUUACGUGCGUUACACCCGAGGCACGGGUGGCAGAGGGGCGUUGCUGCAAGGAGAAUAUACCUACACCUUAGGACAGGUAUACGAUCCUGCAGCUGCCUACCUUGGGGCUCCUGUUUUCUAUGCACCCCAGGCCUACGCUGCUAUUCCCAAUCUGCGUUUCCCAAAUAAGGGGCAUCUCAGUGCAAGGGGGAUGAUACGGGCUCCCUCUGUGAGAGAAAUUUACAUGAAUGUACCUGUAGGGGCUGCAGGAGUUAGAGGGCUAGGAGGACGAGGUUAUUUGGCUUAUACGGGUAUUGGGCGUGGUUAUGCAGGUUACCACGUGAAAGCAGACAAAAGGCAAGAGGAGAAACUUUACGAUCUCUUGCCUGGAAUGGAGCUCACUCCAACCAACCCAGUGACUCUAAAACCACAAGGAAUGAAGCACCCAUCUCAGAUCUUAGAAGAUAUAUGCCAAAAAAAUAGCUGGGGACAACCAGUUUACCAGCUUCACUCUGCCAUUGGACCUGACCAAAGACAGCUCUUCGUAUACAAGAUCACAAUUCCUGCUCUUGCCAAUCAAUACACAAACAUCCAACCAUUCACACCACCCAAACUCUGCACGGCGGUGGAAGAAGCAAAAAGUUAUGCUGCGGAGCAUGUACUUCAAAUCUUAGGUCUUCAUGCUGAAGGUACAGAGCCACCUGCAGCUGCAGCUUUCACAGCAUUCCCAUGUUAUGCUACAGGAUACACAUUAGCAGGUGCGGCAGCUACACAACUGAAACAAGCCGUUGCCCUCGGCCAGGACCUAGCUACAUAUGCCACAUAUGAAGGUUAUCCGGCAUUCGCAGUGCCUACACGCGGAGACACCUACGGAGCAUUCUGAGCAGAAACGGACAAUGACCAGCAGACCGCCAACACACUUUAACAGCAACAAUGGGAAUGCUGAUUUUAAAUUAACAACUAAAUAUAGGAAUAGAUUAAAGAAUGUGAUUAUUCUUAAA
This is a messenger RNA of Carcharodon carcharias (great white shark), 2413 nucleotides long. It is a transcript of the gene a1cf, whose product is annotated as apobec1 complementation factor. Bases 511 to 2295 code for a protein of 594 amino acids. Gene Ontology annotation, cellular component: nucleus. Gene Ontology annotation, molecular function: mRNA binding. Lineage: Eukaryota; Metazoa; Chordata; Chondrichthyes; Lamniformes; Lamnidae. The transcript has 14 exons. The record is from RefSeq and is a predicted model, not a curated record.